AUGCCCCUUCCCAUUGGAUGGAUAAAAUGUAAUACUGAUGAUUUAUCUGGGAACAAUGGUGCGGGCUAUGUGAUGAGACAUUUUCCAAGCAAAGCCUCUUUUUGUGCGUCUACAGUUUUUGAAGUAAACCCCGUUGAAGAAGCUGAAGCCAAAGCUAUUCGAGCAGUCUUUAUGGAGCAAAAUCUUAUUCACAUCAUCAUUGAAAGUGAUGCUAAAGAUCUUAUCGACCAAUUUUCUGCUGGCGUGUUUGAUGGGGAUUCUAAAACAGAUGUUAUCUUUAAGGAUAUUCAGUACUUUUCUUCCAGUUUAGUUGCUUGUUUAUUUACAUUUCAACCUCGUAUGUUAUCACUGAUGAGGAUGUUGGUGAAUAAGGUAACAUAUGGGUUCUAUGGAAGAAUUCUUUGGAAAGACCAGCUGGUAGAAGAUAACUGGAAUUUGCGCCUUGUUGGUGCGCCUCCUUUUGUUUUUGCUGGAAAGUUAAAACGUUUGAAGGAAGUCUUGAAGAUAUGGAAUAGAACUGUUUUUGGUGAAGUUCAAUUUCGUUUGAAACAAGUUGAACUUAGUCUUGAAUCUGAAAAUGAUCUUCUAGAUUUAGAUCCGGCAGAUGAAGUCCAAUUCACCAAGGUGGCAGAUGCCAAGAAUGUUGUGGAUGCAGUGAAGACUGAUUUUGCAGAUGAAAUUAAAGAUUUCAUUGUCAAUCACUAUAAGGAAAAGUUUAAUGGUGGAGCGGCUGUCAUUGAUCCAAAAUUGUUUGAAUUUGAGCAUGAAAGAAUCUCAUACCUUGAGAGUUCUUUUAUGGAUGCUGUGCCAACUCUAGACGAGAUUAAGAGAGCUAUUUUUGACUUGGGAGCAGAUUCGGCGCCUGGCCCAGAUGGUUUCUCAGGUUGUUUCUACAGACAUUGUUGGAAUAUUAUUGCUACUGAUCUUUUUAGUUCCAGUAAAAAUUGUUGGUUGAUGAGGAAAAUUCCUAAUGGCAUUAAUUCUAGUUUUAUUGUUCUCAUUCCAAAAAACACAAGGUCGGAUACUAUUAAGGAUUUUAGGCCUAUUGGUUUGAGUAAUUUUUUCUUCAAAAUCAUUACAAAAUUUUUGGCUACCAGGCUUGGUACAGUUCUGAAUAGAUUGAUUUCUGAAGAACAAGUGGCUUUUAUGAAGGGAAGGAACAUUCAUGAAAAUAUAGCUCUUGCAUCUGAAUUGAUUAAUGAGAUUUCUGCGCCAAGGAACUUUGGUAAUGUCGGCUUAAAACUUGACAUUGCUCAAGCUUUUGAUACUGUAAGUUGGGAGUUUAUAGCUGAAGUUUUCCGUCAAUAUGGUUUAUCUGAAACCUGGUGCUCUUGGAUUCAUAGUAUUCUUAGUUCGGCUAGGAUUUCUGUGCUAAUAAAUGGCAGUCCGGAGGGUUUCUUUAGCAUCACUAGAGGGUUGCACCAAGGUGAUCCUCUUUCACCUUUGAUUUUUGUUCUUAUUGAAAAUAUCUUGAGUCGUAAUCUCUCUAAAUUGUUUGCUAAAAGAAGUAUGCACAACAUGGUUAGUAAGAAAGGUGUAGCUCCAACACACCUUCUCUUUGCGGACGAUAUUCUUGUUUUCUGCAGAGGUAAUCUUCAUAGUUUGCAAAAUUUGAAGACUAUGCUUAAUGUCUAUGAGAAGGUUUCAGGACAGUGCGUAAAUUAUUCAAAGAGCAAAUUUUAUUACAGUGGUGGCACUUAUUCUCGGAGUAUUGCUAUUGCUAAUUAUUUGGACAUGGAAAGGGAUUUAUUUCCGGAUAAAUAUCUGGGAAUUCAAUUAAAGCCUGGCAUUGUGCUACACAUUCAUGUCAGGCAGGUGGUUGAAAAGAUUAUGGACAAGUUGGCUAGUUGGAAGGGUAAACUCUUAAUUUUUCAAGCUAGACUGGUUUUGAUCAGAUCGGUGAUUGCUAGUUAUGUUAUUCACUCUAUGGCUAUUUAUAAAUGGCCUUGCAAUAUCAUUAAACAGGUUGAGAGGGCCAUUAGGAAUUUUCUUUGGUCGGAUGAUGCGGAAAAGCUUAAGUUCUUUACGGUUUUAUAUGAAAACCUGUGUUGUUCAAGACGUGAAGGUGGCCUGGGCCUUAGAAGAUUGAUUGAUGUUAACAAGGCUAUGCUUAUGAAGUUAUGGAUUUCAAUUCGUGAUUCGGACAAGACUUGGGCCAGAUUUUUGAGGGCGAAGUACUUCAAAUUGAAUGGAGUUUUGAUUGGUUACAAAUUUGGUUCUACGGUUUUUCCUGGAAUCAGGUGGGUUUAUGAUUUUGUGCAGCAACACACUAGGUCAACUAUAGGUGAUGGCGCUAAUACUUCCCUAUUCUCUGAUAAUUGGCUUGGUGAUUUUUCGAUUGCGAAGAGAUUAGGUAUUACUUCCAAAGGCCCUAAGGCUAAGGUGAGUGAUAUAAUUGUUGAUGGUGCUUGGACUAUUCCUCAAAGCACACGAGAUUUGAUGGUUCGGCUCAAUAUUGAUGUUGGAAAUUUGCAUAUUAUUGCUGGGGACGAUGACUAUAAGAUUUGGGAUUUAGAUAACAAAGGAGUCUUCCCAGUAAAAUCUGCAAAGGCUGCCAUUAGAGAGAAUGCGGAAACUCUGCCAAUCGCAACUUUGUUUUCUCGGCCAGUUGUGCACCCUAUUGUAAGUGUUAAAUAUUGGAAGGUCUGGGCAAAGAAGUGUUGUGCUAGUGAUGAUAACGUCAUUAAGAAGACUGGAAGGUGUUUGCCUUCAAUGUGCUGUUUGUGUAGACGGGAUUGCGAAACUCUUAGCCAUAUUACUUGGCAGUGCAGAUUUGCCAAGAGAAUUUGGGCUUGGGCGGCACGUAUUUUUAAUCUGCAACCAAGAGAAGAUCCGGUGGCUUCAUAUAAGGCUGCUAAGGGGUGCAACAAGAUGAUUAAGGAUCUGUGGUUGGUCGCUAAUCUUGCAAUCACUACAGAGUUAUGGAGGCUGCGCAACAAAGUUUAUUUUGAAGAUGUUGUUGUGCAAUUACUAGGUUUUAAAGGUAAAGUUUAUCAGUUAAUUCGUGAUAACUCAAUAUGGAUGAAGGGCCUUAUGAAUAAUACAAUGGAGGAUUUACGCAUAUUGAAUUAUUUCAAAGUGAAGCAUAGAUCGUGCAAAGUUUCUUCUCUUAUUGAGAUAAGGUGGUGUCCUCCUAACCAAGAUGAAAUCAUGAUUUUCUGUGAUGGUGCAUCCCUUGGGAAUCCAGGCCCGGCUGGAGCUGGCGUUACAUUUCGUGAUGUAAACGCAGCUGUUUUGGGAGUCCUCUGCGUUGGCCUGGGAUUGCAGACAAACUUUUAUGCGGAAGUGUGCGCAGUUAUAUAUGGUGCUAUGUUGGCCAGAAGGUGGAAAUUUUAG
This is a messenger RNA of Papaver somniferum (opium poppy), 3336 nucleotides long. RefSeq lists its product as uncharacterized. Gene Ontology annotation, molecular function: RNA-DNA hybrid ribonuclease activity; nucleic acid binding. Lineage: Eukaryota; Viridiplantae; Streptophyta; Magnoliopsida; Ranunculales; Papaveraceae. The record is from RefSeq and is a predicted model, not a curated record. The coding region runs from base 1 to 3336 and encodes 1111 amino acids. The transcript is spliced from 4 exons.